This is a messenger RNA of Armigeres subalbatus, 1714 nucleotides long. RefSeq names its product ruvB-like helicase 2 (gene rept). Gene Ontology annotation, molecular function: ATP hydrolysis activity; DNA helicase activity; ATP binding. The record is from RefSeq and is a predicted model, not a curated record. Gene Ontology annotation, cellular component: Ino80 complex; Swr1 complex; NuA4 histone acetyltransferase complex. Bases 185 to 1582 code for a protein of 465 amino acids. Lineage: Eukaryota; Metazoa; Arthropoda; Insecta; Diptera; Culicidae. The transcript has 3 exons. Gene Ontology annotation, biological process: chromatin remodeling; regulation of transcription by RNA polymerase II; box C/D snoRNP assembly.
UCGCGUCAAACUGGUCAAACAAAAACAAAGCAACUUAACCUCUAAACAGUGCCGUGUCGUGUGUCUCAUCGCUCUUGGUUGAAUUUCAAACUUUUUCAAUAAUUUGUUAAAAUAGUUCAUAAGGAAUUGUAUUUUAAACAGCACCUGUGAAUCUUUGGGCAGCGCGGACGAUAAUUCUCUGGCAAUGGCAGAAUUUGAUAAAAUCGAAGUUCGGGAUAUCACACGCAUUGAGCGUAUUGGAGCUCAUUCCCAUAUCCGCGGGCUCGGUUUAGACGAUGUGCUGGAGGCGCGUGCCGUAUCACAGGGAAUGGUGGGCCAGAAAGAUGCCCGUCGUGCCGCCGGAUUGGUGGUGCAGAUUGUGCGAGAGGGAAAAAUUGCUGGUCGCUGCAUCUUGCUGGCUGGUGAACCAAGUACCGGAAAGACGGCAAUUGCCGUGGGAAUGGCACAGGCUCUUGGCAACGAAACACCUUUCACGAGUAUGUCGGGUUCGGAGAUCUACUCCUUAGAAAUGAACAAAACAGAGGCGCUGUCGCAAGCUCUACGAAAGAGUAUUGGUGUUCGUAUAAAGGAAGAAACAGAGAUAAUUGAAGGCGAAGUAGUGGAGAUUCAAAUUGACCGUCCAGCAUCCGGCACGGGACAGAAAGUUGGCAAAGUGACGAUCAAGACUACCGAUAUGGAGACAAAUUACGAUCUAGGAAACAAGAUCAUCGAAUGCUUCAUGAAGGAGAAAAUACAAGCUGGUGAUGUGAUCACCAUCGAUAAGGCAUCCGGAAAAGUCAGUAAGCUGGGACGAAGUUUCACCAGAGCUAGAGACUAUGAUGCCACAGGAGCUCAAACGCGAUUUGUUCAAUGUCCCGAAGGCGAGCUGCAGAAGCGCAAGGAAGUGGUUCACACUGUAACCCUCCAUGAAAUUGAUGUCAUCAACAGCAGGACGCACGGAUUUUUGGCUCUGUUCGCCGGUGAUACCGGAGAGAUCAAACAAGAGGUUCGUGACCAGAUCAACAGCAAAGUCAUGGAGUGGCGCGAGGAGGGCAAAGCAGAGAUCAAUCCCGGAGUAUUAUUUAUUGACGAAGCUCACAUGUUGGAUAUCGAAUGUUUUUCAUUUCUGAAUAGAGCCUUGGAAAGCGACAUGGCACCGGUCGUUAUUAUGGCCACCAAUCGUGGUAUAACCAAAAUCCGUGGCACAAAUUAUCGAAGCCCUCACGGGAUUCCAAUCGAUUUACUUGACAGAAUGAUUAUCAUUCGAACAGUUCCGUACUCGGCAAAGGAAAUCAAAGAGAUUCUCAAGAUUCGCUGCGAAGAGGAGGACUGUCAGAUCAAUAAUGAAGCAUUGAUGGUUCUGGGUCGGAUCGCUACAGAGACAAGUCUCCGGUACGCCAUUCAGUCGAUAACAACCGCAAGUUUAGUGAGCAAGAGGCGUAAGGCAGCGGAGAUUACUGUGGAGGACAUCCGGAAGGUAUAUUCACUAUUUUUGGACGAGAAGCGUUCCAGCAAAAUCAUGAAGGAGUACCAAGAUGAAUAUCUGUUCUAUGACGAUAGUUUGAGUCAGGCGGAACAAGCGAUGGAGGUGGAAACCAGCUAAGCGGAUUUCAGUAAGUAAGUAAUUAGUUUUGAAACAACCUGAAAAACUGUGCGUUCUAUAUAUUGAUUCCAAUUUUGUUACGCUUACGUGUCAUAUUAAAGCGUCCAAAGCCAAUAAACUACUACUAAUGAA